This is a messenger RNA of Brassica napus (rape), 750 nucleotides long. Its product is annotated as glutamic acid-rich protein-like. Lineage: Eukaryota; Viridiplantae; Streptophyta; Magnoliopsida; Brassicales; Brassicaceae. The transcript has 2 exons. The record is from RefSeq and is a predicted model, not a curated record. Bases 1 to 750 code for a protein of 249 amino acids.
AUGAAUGCAUCACUCGGAAUGGAUGAUGAUGAGUAUUUAAUUAGGCAAGUAGAAGCAGUUGAAGCAUCUUUUGGAUUGAACUCACAGACGGCUGAACGGGUGCAAGGUUCCAAGGAUAAAGAUAGUGGAGCGGCUGUAGAUGCCGUAUGCGGGGUUAAUCCGGCUUCGAGUAAUAUACUUCAACAAAACAGUACGCAACAAGAGAAGCAAAAGAUCUGUGCACUAGGAACAAUAAUGGAGAAUGAAAGUAAAAAGCGGGCUCACGUUGAAACAGCUGAAGAUGCCGUUUGUGGGGUUAAUCCGGAUAAUAUGCAUCAACAAAACUGUAUGCUACAAGAGAAGGAAAAGAGCUGUGGAGAAGGAACAGUAGUGGAGUAUGGAAAUGAAGAUGAAGAUGAAGAUGACGAGGACUAUGAUUAUAAUGAAGAAGAAUAUGAAGAUGAAGAUGAUGAUGAAGAUGAAGAUGACGGUGAAAAUGAAUAUAAAGAUGAUGUUGGAAAUGAAGACACAAACGAAGAUGACAAGGACUAUGAUUAUAAUGGCUGGCAUGAGUUUGUUGGAAAUGAUUGUGAGAGAGACGAAGAUGAUGAUUUUGUAGAUGUCCACCAAAAGGAGGGCGUGGUGGACGGUCUGGUCGUAACGGUUAUGAGCGUUCUGGGGUCACCGAAGUUAGAGGUCAAGGGUCUGGAAGAGGCCAAUGGUCAAGGGCUACAGGUGGAUCUUCGUCAAGCAAACAGCGUUGCAAUAUGA